This is a messenger RNA of Aspergillus melleus, 507 nucleotides long. RefSeq names its product MAPEG family protein. Lineage: Eukaryota; Fungi; Ascomycota; Eurotiomycetes; Eurotiales; Aspergillaceae. The transcript has 3 exons. Bases 1 to 507 code for a protein of 168 amino acids. Gene Ontology annotation, cellular component: membrane. The record is from RefSeq and is a predicted model, not a curated record.
AUGUCGUCCCUGUCUAUUCUUAGCACGCUGGGUCUCCGCGCCGCUCCUGGCCAGCAGCAAGUGCCCAACCAUGCGGCCGCCUACUUGAUCGCGAACUUCCUCUUUGCAUACGGCGUGCUCAGCACUCGGCCAGCCAAGCGGAUUCAUCGAAUUGACCACAACACGGCGCCACGCGAGGACCUGGCCAAGUACGGCGAGGCAGCGGUGCAAUCGGGGAAGAUCAGUCGCUCGACGCUGAACCGUCUCAAGCGCCAGGAAGCAGCGCAUGCCAAUUCUGUCGAGGGGUUCCCGUUGCUUGUUGCGGGCAUCCUCCUCGCCGUUCACGCUAACCUCCCGGCCGAAACCAUCAACGGGAUCGGAGCGUGGUACACGCUCUCGCGCGUGGUGUAUGCCAUCAGUUAUGUGUGGAUCGAGUCGGAGACGUUGAGUUUCCUACGAUCGGUGGCCUGGUGGUCGGGGAAUAUCAGCUGCAUCACGGCGCUGGUGCUGGCGGGGAAGAAGCUCUGA